Messenger RNA from Kogia breviceps (pygmy sperm whale), 1064 nucleotides. It is a transcript of the gene DAP, whose product is annotated as death associated protein. Gene Ontology annotation, biological process: apoptotic signaling pathway; cellular response to amino acid starvation; negative regulation of autophagy. NCBI's taxonomy places the organism in Eukaryota, Metazoa, Chordata, Mammalia, Artiodactyla, Physeteridae. The record is from RefSeq and is a predicted model, not a curated record. Gene Ontology annotation, molecular function: death domain binding.
AGCCCCACGCACGCGCCCUCGCUCCCGGCGGUCACGCUCGCGCGCACUUCUCUCCACCCGCGAGCCCUCGACGACCAACGUCCAGGUCCCUGUGAAACCCGGUCGCACCAUGUCUUCGCCUCCCGAGGGGAAGCUAGAGACGAAAGCUGGACACCCGCCCGCCGUGAAAGCCGGUGGGAUGCGAAUUGUGCAGAAACACCCGCAUUCUGGAGACCCCAGAGAGGAGAAGGACAAGGGUGACCAGGAGUGGGAAAGCCCCAGUCCGCCCAAACCGACCGUGUUCAUCUCCGGCGUUAUCGCCCGGGGCGACAAGGACUUCCCCCCGGCGGCCGCCCAGGUGGCCCACCAGAAGCCCCACGCCUCCAUGGACAAGCACGCUUCCCCGAGGACACAGCACAUCCAGCAGCCUCGCAAAUGAGUGGCGAGGACCCCGCGCCCUCACCAGCCCUGCCUCCGUUCCCCGACACCUGGUAUUUCCCCAGCAAAGAGAACUGGCAUUUCUUCAAGACAAGCUCCACUGGGAGAUUUAAGACAGAGCAGAGCGCCCCUUCCUUUGCCUUGAAAUUCCGUAUCUAAAGCUAGAAUCAGACCCCAAAGCUUGUUUCCAGGGAGUCCUGGCAGGUGUUGUCUGCGAAUCACUGUGGCGCUACAAGUGCCAUUAGCAGAAGUUGCCAAGACUUGAGUGAAAUGGAAUUAAUUGUUCAGAGUUUAGCUUCAGUUCCGGUUCAUCAAUUGCCCUGGUCUCAAAAACAAGCGGGCACAAAUUUGGGAGGGUUAGAUCAGGUCAGGGGAAAACUCAAUCAUUUCAUGCUUCUCGGUAAGAGGACAAUAAAGUCUUAAUACCUAGUGGGAGAGAAAGAGAUGAGAGCAUUAAUUACAGAAAAACUGAGCAGGGGGGACUUUUGACACAGGCAACAGCAUCACUGCAUUUCUCUCCUUUGCGUGAUGAGGGGUCACAGCACAGGACGACACCAAGCGCUCCCAGGAGAGCCGGGGAAAAGCUUACAGCUUUGAAACGGCGCUUUCAUUCCAGGCGUCAUCUUGCUGAAAAACUUGCCCAGAGG